UUAAGCCUCUAUUGUCGUUUUCUCACGAUAGUGUUUUCUUUUCUAUUUCUUUUCACGCACCGUUUGCAUCAAAUUGGUUUAUGUUAGAAUUUCAGUCAGUGAGUGCAGAAAUAAAAUAUUCAAUGAAGCAAUCGUGAGGAAGGGAUGAGCGAAAUUUUGCCGGGCUCUUCGCUUCUGUAAGUGUCUCGAUGAUCGCGGAGAGAUGAUUUGUGUCGAAUCAUUCCACAUCGACCUCAACCGGCUUCUAUUACUCGCUGUUGGCUUAUGGCCUUACCAGCAAUCCAAGCUGGUUCAGUUACAAUUGAUCUUGCUCUUCAGCAUUUUGGCGACAUUUAUUUUAUCUCAGUUAAUGUCGAUCGUGACUUCGGAAUAUACUCCGGAUCUCCUCAUCAAUGUUUCCUCUACUACGUUAUUUUACAUUACUUUCGUCAUCAAGUACAGCUCAUUCAGAAUUAAUAUAGAAACUAUGAGGCAUCUACUGGAACUACUUCAGCGCAUCUACAACGAGCUACGAGAUGAAAAUGAGAUUAAUAUCAUAAGGAAAUACGGGCAGCUCUCGAAGCGGUACACGACUGCUAUUAUCACAUUUUCUAUAUGUGCAGUUAUUUCUAUAGUCGUAUAUUCAUUUUGUCCGCUCAUUCUCGACAUUCUGUGGCCUUUAAAUGAUACUCGACCACAGUCCCCGUUGGAAUUCAAAUACGUCGUCAAUCAAAAAAAAUAUUUUUAUCUGAUCUUGCUGCACGCAAUCACAGCUUUUAUAGUGGGUGGACUCGCGAUGGUAGCAACGGGUACGAUACUAAUAGCAUUUCUGCAGCAUGCCUGCGGAAUGUUUCGAAUCUCCAGUUACCGUAUUGAGCAUGCGAUGGCAAUCAGGACCGUACAAAGUGGCAACGCAGGAAAUGACAAUACGAUGUACAAGGGUCUAAUUUACGCCGUAGAUAUCCAUCGCAAAGCCAUGCAGGUCUCCGAUAUGUCAAUAUCGAAAUUUAAGGUAUCAUUUUUGCUCUUAAUAAUCGCCGGUGUGAUCUGCGGAAGUCUUAAUUUAUUACGAAUUUUUCAAGCGGUAACAGUCGGAUGCACUAACGUCGGAAUGUUAUUAAUACCUCUUACAUCCUUCGCUAUCCACAUAAUCUAUAUGAUCGUAGGCAACUAUGUCGCGCAGGACAUUAUGGAUCACAAUAGCCACGUGUUCAACACUAUAUACGGCCUCCGCUGGUACAUGGCACCUUUGAACGUACAGAAAAUGAUACUAUUUCUAUUGCAAAGAAAUACUAAAGGUUUUAGUCUGAAUAUUGGCGGGGUAAUCGUGGGUUCGUUAGAAACCGCCGCCACGAUAUUCAGCACUAUAGUAUCAUACUUCACCUUUUUUUACUCCACGUGGAACAAACGCGAAAUCUAACAUAAAAUGGGACGAAUGUUAGGAAGAAGCUUUGGUAAGCAUAAACGAUAUUCUCGUAAAUAUAAUCUGACAUCUGAAGAUAGAUUAUAUGUGUGGACGCAUUUGUAGAUGCCAGGAAAAUAGAAGAGCAUGUAGAAAAUAUACGGCAUAUUUCAUAUUA
Harpegnathos saltator (Jerdon's jumping ant) is the source of this 1559-nucleotide messenger RNA. RefSeq lists its product as uncharacterized. Gene Ontology annotation, molecular function: olfactory receptor activity; odorant binding. The transcript is spliced from 9 exons. Gene Ontology annotation, biological process: detection of chemical stimulus involved in sensory perception of smell; sensory perception of smell. Gene Ontology annotation, cellular component: plasma membrane. Lineage: Eukaryota; Metazoa; Arthropoda; Insecta; Hymenoptera; Formicidae. The record is from RefSeq and is a predicted model, not a curated record. Bases 203 to 1399 code for a protein of 398 amino acids.